AUGUCUGAAAGAAACUCAUCACGUUUGUCAGCGUACAAAAAUGCUGGCCAAGGGACAAAUGAUCUCCGCCGUAAGAGAGCAGAGCUCAGUGUGGCUCUGCGCAAGCAGGCUAGAGAUGAACAGCUUCUCAAGAGAAGGGCGCUAUCUCCUGAGGCAGGCGAUGAAGUCCAUGAAGAGGAAGUCAAGGUGCUUACCACUUCUGAGAUUGUUCAAGGUCUUCGCUCCAACGACCUGGCAACUAUGACGGCAGCAGCGCGGGCAGCUCGUCGCACGCUCUCUAAGGAACAGAAUCCUCCCAUCUCCACCAUGGUGGCUGCUGGAGUCAUCGGACCAUUGAUAAAUGCUCUGGAGCGAGAUGACUGCACAGACCUGCAGUUUGAAGCAGCGUGGGCGCUCACUAACAUCGCGUCUGGUACCCACGAACAUACCAUGGCUGUUGUCGAUGGUGGUGCAAUCCCAAAGCUAGUUGCCUUACUAGCUCGCGGCGGAUCAGUAGGCGAGCAAAGUGCUUGGGCACUCGGCAACAUUGCAGGCGACGGGCCUCAAACCCGGGACUCCGUGCUGGCUCAUGGAGCGCUGGCUGUGUUGUUACCGCUCAUGACUUGUACUACUCCGGCCAGUCAGCUCCGCACUGCUGUUUGGACUUAUAGUAAUUUCUGCAGGAACAAGAACCCGCUAGUAAAGUUUGAGUAUGUGUCUCCCGCUCUGCCGUACAUCGCUGAUCUCCUGGAGAUCCCUGACCAAGAUGUUUUGGCGGACGCAUGCUGGGCACUCUCCUAUCUAACCGAUGGUCCUAACGAGCGCAUAGAGUCAGUGCAAAUGACACCGAACCUGCUACCCCGAGUAAUAAGAUUGCUGAACCAUAACUCGGCUGCCGUCAGGACGCCGGCUUUGAGAGCUAUUGGGAACAUGCUUACAGGGUCUGAUGAACAGACAGACCGCUGCCUAGACGCAGGCUGCCUACCCCACAUUAUAACCCUACUCCGCUGCAACAAACCGUCCCUCAUGAAGGAGGCGGCCUGGGCUGUCAGCAAUAUACUAGCGGGCACUCAACCCCAGAUAGAGAGGGCUAUUGGGGCGGGAGUGCUGGAACAUCUACUCCAUGUGCUUUCUAUUGAUGAUAUUAAAUGCCGUAAGGAAGCAGCGUGGGCGAUAACGAACCUCUGCCUGGGUGGUACUCCGGAACAACUGGACGCACUGCUGUCAGUCGGGUUCCUGGAACCUUACUGCGCACUGCUCAACGCUCCUGAUCAUAGAGCUAUAUCCGUUGUGCUGGACGGACUUACUAAUUUAUUGCAGGCGGCAGUGAAAUAUGGACAGAUUGAAGCUCUGUGCUUGAAGUUAGAAGAGAACGGUACAUUGGAUCAGAUCGAGAAUCUACAGCAACAUGAGAAUGAACAGAUAUACAAAAAAGUUCUGCACAUCUAGACACAUACUUUGCUGAGCAAGAUGAUCCUAACGCACAGCCAACUCAGACCGAAGAAGAAUAUCAGUUCGGAACUACAGGGGGACAGAAUAUCAACUUCUAA
Spodoptera littoralis (African cotton leafworm) is the source of this 1529-nucleotide messenger RNA. Lineage: Eukaryota; Metazoa; Arthropoda; Insecta; Lepidoptera; Noctuidae. The record is from the annotation of a GenBank genome assembly.